This is a messenger RNA of Cimex lectularius (bed bug), 3260 nucleotides long. Its product is annotated as probable E3 ubiquitin-protein ligase HECTD2. NCBI's taxonomy places the organism in Eukaryota, Metazoa, Arthropoda, Insecta, Hemiptera, Cimicidae. Gene Ontology annotation, molecular function: ubiquitin protein ligase activity. Gene Ontology annotation, biological process: protein polyubiquitination. The coding region runs from base 256 to 2733 and encodes 825 amino acids. The record is from RefSeq and is a predicted model, not a curated record. The transcript has 18 exons.
GGCCUUCAGGAGGAUGCACACCGCCGAAGAAGCCCACUGGCCGUCGUUCGUGUGCGUGACAAAUUGUGAAGUCCACGUCACGGAUAUAUUGAUUGUUUAAAGAAAAGGUCGCCCUUCUGCUCAGUACUAGAUUGCCAUUCGGACACACAUGUAUAAAAGGAUAUACGUAUAAAUAUAUCGAUCCAGUGACGCCCCCGUUGUAUAACAGCGAUUUUAAAUGACAGGAUUCGUCGGUGAUGUUUUGAUCAAGCAGGGAUGUUCAGGGAUAUAAGCUUUUUCCCUUGGAGGUUAGAUAGAGGCCAACAGCAAUCUUACAGAAGCUUUACCGUUCAAAGUGAAGAUGAAGGAGGAGGAAACGACAACGUGACGCGCGAGGUCUGCCGAUGGUGCAAGUACGAAGGCGGCGGUUGUUCACAAUGCUCCGGAGACCCUGCGCUCAGGUACUACGGCGCCCUGGUGUACCCGACGGUCGGUGCCGGGAGGGUACGCAGCAAUAGAUCUUCGAGUGAACCCAUAGUCGCGGCUUACAGGCUUCCACCAAUCGUCGAAGAUGGGAGGACGGACAGACUCGGGGGAAUCAUGCUUGGAAGACUGACUAGUUCAGACAUCGCCGAUCUGUUCUUUAGACCAGGCCCCGAUUCGAUACUUCCUCCAAUCCGUCCCGAAUGGGAAUACAAAUUACGAAGCCCGAGCCCUUUCGAUAACAGGGCGAAAUCUUCUCUCAGCGUGGAGACUUUGGUAGCGGACGAAGAGGAAAAGGCCGUACCCAGGUACCCGAUAAGGCACAAAACCAGAGAGGAUUUCAUGCAAGACGUUCGCAGAGCACACCAAACCGAGAAUUACAUAGCCGUACAGCGGUUUUACAUGCGCUCGUUCGAUUCAUUCGCCCAAAUCAACGCCCUUUUUAAGAUAAAACGUGAAGACAGUACGGUGAAAUAUGAUGACCCUGGGCUAAAGAUGGAAUUUGUAUAUGCAGUUAAUGAUGCUCUUCGCUCAAUGCCAUCAAUUGUUCACAAGACAGUGCUGAAGUCCAUAAUAAAUGCCUUACUUGAAGAAGGGAGGGUUUUAUAUCCAAAAGACGAUGUCCGUGCCUUAUACAUACUUCUUCAAAACCCGGUCUUCUCUGCUCAAUCCUCCUACACAAUACUUGCUCAUUUGCUAAAGCAGAUUGUCGGACUUCACAGUUCUGAGCAUCAACUUCUUGUUCAUUGGUUCCAAUUACUUGAGGUUGAAAGGAUAAGGGCGAUAGUGAGAAAUAUAAUUCAAUUUAUAACAAUAAGGCAAUUUCCCCCUGGAGACAAAUCUCUCCCACCUUUGAACAAGACGAGAUGGUGGAUUCCAACAGCAACAAAGACUUUAGCCUUAAUAAACGCGGCAAACAACGCUUCGAGUCCGCCAUUGCUAGACUACGUGGAAUUCUACAACUCAGCGCUCGACCACAUGGAUCUCAUGCAAGACUAUUUCAGCUGGCAAACGCCCCAGAGGCCAGGCCAGUUUUCGUACUGCCAGUACCCUUUCAUUUUGAGCAUUGUAGCCAAGCGGAUAAUCUUAACCAAGGAUUCUGAACAACAAAUGAUCCUCACAGCUAGAAGAUCUCUUGUCGCAAAAGUUGCACGCCACCAGGCCCCCCAAAUCGACAUAUUCUUCCUGAAUAUCACUGUAAGAAGGGCACAUCUAGUCUGCGAUUCUCUUAAUGAGAUUGCAAGCAAGCAAAAGGAUCUUAAAAAAAAGUUAAAAGUGUCCUUCAUUGGCGAACCUGGUCUGGACAUGGGAGGCUUGACGAAAGAAUGGUUUCUCCUAUUAAUACGGCAAAUCUUCCACCCUGACUAUGGCAUGUUCGUUUACCACCCUCAUUCCAGAUGCUACUGGUUCAGUACCGACCAGGAGGGGAAUCUGAGGGAAUACAAUUUAAUCGGUGUUUUAAUGGGUCUGGCUGUCUACAACUCGAUAAUUUUGGACCUGCAUUUUCCAUCAAUCUGCUACAGGAAGCUCUUGUCGCCUCCAGUGGUGCCACCUGUAGACACGAGUGGCGUUGGAAUGGUGCGCAAUCCAACGAUAGAUGACCUGGCUGAAAUUUUGCCGGAUGUUGCACAAGGGCUGAAAAACUUGCUUGCUUAUGAGGGUAAUGUUGAAGAGGACAUGUGCAUGAAUUUUCAGGUCUCACUCGAAGAAUAUGGAGAGGUGAAGACUUUCAUGUUAAAACCUUCUGGGGACAACAUACCCGUUACAAACACAAACAGAAAAGAUUAUGUGAGUUUGUAUCUAGAUUGGGUGUUGAACACAGCCAUUUAUGAACAGUUCAGGGCGUUCUACCUGGGCUUCCACAGUGUGUGUGCAUCAAAUGCUCUAAUUAUGCUGAGGCCUGAAGAGGUUGAAAUGUUAGUUUGUGGAUCUCCCACGCUAGAUUUAAAUGAAUUGAGGAAAGUGACAGAAUACGAUGGCUACAAGCCUGAACAGCCAUUGAUAAUUGAUUUCUGGGAUGUUUUGAUAUCAUUGGAUGAUGAUCUGAAAAAGAAAUUUCUCCUGUUUACAACUGGAAGUGACAGAGUUCCAGUCGGAGGUAUGGGCGAAAUGACUUUUAAAGUCACAAGGACAAACCAGGAUCCUGGAAAUCUCCCUGAGGCUCAUACGUGCUUCAACCAGCUCAUCCUGCCGCAGUACGAGAGCAAAGAGGCCCUAAGGGAAAAGCUGAUCAUCGCAAUCUCAAAUGCUGAAGGAUUCGGUCUUGAAUAAAAACUUUUUUCGACGGCAAGGAGUUUGAAAAAUAUUUGUCACAUUGUUCUUAGUGAUUUGCUGUGGCUUCCUUGGCAAUCCAAACUCCUUCCGGGAUAUUUUGGUGAUUACUUUCUUUUUUCUGUAUAAAAAUCGAUAGUGAUUUAAAAACAAAGGCUGUUCAAAUUAUUUUAUUAUAUACAUGGAAGUCAUAAUGGAAGAAAAUAUUUUAAUUGUUUAAAUCACAAGAAUGGAAAUAUAUUAAGUGUUAAUGAUCGAGAUAAAUAUAUUUUUGUGAAUAACAUCUCAAAUAUACUGGUGCCUUCUUUAAAAUAAAUAAAUUAAUGAAAAAAUAUUUUACAUUGUUGUGCAGACAUGAGAAUAUUGUGAUAUUUCAUCUGGACUACAAAUUCAAAAACUGCACCACAUAUUUUGUUACCCUUCUAUUGUCGGUUGGUAUUAAAUCUCAAAUGUUUGCGAUGCACUAAAGUGAAUAAGUGAUAACAAAUAAAAUAUAUAUAUACAAAUAAAAUUUGAUUUUAUCCCCA